Phacochoerus africanus (Common warthog) is the source of this 3695-nucleotide messenger RNA. It is a transcript of the gene ELAPOR2, whose product is annotated as endosome-lysosome associated apoptosis and autophagy regulator family member 2. The transcript has 22 exons. Gene Ontology annotation, biological process: positive regulation of BMP signaling pathway. NCBI's taxonomy places the organism in Eukaryota, Metazoa, Chordata, Mammalia, Artiodactyla, Suidae. Bases 147 to 3233 code for a protein of 1028 amino acids. The record is from RefSeq and is a predicted model, not a curated record.
AGCCGAGCUGUCAGCUGGCCGACCGGCAGGGGCCGAGCGACUGGCCAGCAGAGCGCGCAGCCCUCGCGGCCCGGGAGACGGAGCGCGCCCCACCCGGGGACGGCUGCCUUCCAGCCUGCCAGCAGACCGCCCGCAGCGGGACAGAGAUGCUCCUCGGCCAGGGGCCGGCGCGGGGGAGGGGCCGGGGGCGGCGGGCCGGGGCUCCCCACUGCGGGCUCCUACUGCCUUGGAGCCCCGCCUGGAUCUGCUGUUGGGCGCUCGCCGGCUGCCAGGCGGCCUGGGCUGUGGACCUGCCCUCCUCCUCCGGCCGCCCGCUUCCUCCUUGCUUGGAGAAAGAUUACCACUUCGAAUACACAGAAUGCGAUAGCAGUGGGUCCAGGUGGAGAGUUGCCAUUCCGAAUUCCGCAGUGGACUGUUCCGGCCUGCCUGACCCAGUGAGAGGCAAAGAAUGCACUUUCUCCUGUGCUUCUGGGGAGUAUCUAGAAAUGAAGAACCAGGUAUGCAGUAAGUGUGGUGAAGGCACCUAUUCCUUGGGCAGUGGCAUCAAAUUUGAUGAAUGGGACGAAUUGCCAGCUGGAUUUUCCAACGUUGCAACAUUCAUGGACACUGUGGUUGGCCCUUCUGACAGCCGGCCAGAUGGCUGUAACAACUCUUCCUGGGUCCCCCGAGGAAAUUACAUAGAGUCCAACCGUGAUGACUGCACGGUGUCCUUGAUAUAUGCUGUGCACCUCAAAAAAUCGGGUUAUGUCUUUUUUGAGUACCAGUAUGUUGACAACAACAUCUUCUUUGAGUUCUUUAUUCAAAAUGAUCAGUGCCAGGAGAUGGACACCACCGCUGACAAGUGGGUAAAACUCACAGACAAUGGAGAAUGGGGCUCUCAUUCUGUAAUGUUGAAAUCAGGCACAAACAUACUGUACUGGAGAACUACAGGCAUCCUUAUGGGUUCUAAAGCAGUCAAGCCAGUGCUGGUAAAAAAUAUCACAAUUGAAGGGGUGGCGUACACCUCGGAAUGCUUUCCGUGCAAGCCAGGUACCUUCAGUGACAAACCAGGUUCCUUCAUCUGCCAGGUUUGUCCCAGAAACACCUAUUCUGAGAAAGGAGCCAAAGAAUGCAUCAAGUGUGAUGAGGACUCCCAGUUUUCAGAAGAGGGAUCCAGCGAAUGUACGGAGCGCCCUCCCUGUACCAUGAAAGACUAUUUCCAGAUCCACACUCCAUGUGAUGAAGAAGGAAAGACACAAAUAAUGUACAAGUGGAUAGAGCCCAAAAUCUGCCGGGAGGAUCUCACGGAUGCUAUUAGGUUGCCCCCUUCUGGAGAGAAGAAGGACUGUCCACCUUGCAACCCUGGAUUUUUUAACAAUGGAUCAUCUUCUUGCCAUCCCUGCCCUCCGGGAAUGUUUUCAGAUGGAACAAAGGAAUGUAGACCGUGCCCAGCAGGAACAGAGCCUGCUCUUGGGUUUGAGUAUAAAUGGUGGAAUGUCCUUCCUGGCAACAUGAAAACCUCCUGCUUCAAUGUUGGGAACUCAAAGUGUGAUGGAAUGAAUGGUUGGGAGGUGGCUGGAGAUCAUAUCCAGAGUGGGGCUGGAGGUUCUGAUAAUGAUUACCUGAUCUUAAACUUGCAUAUCCCAGGAUUUAAACCGCCAACAUCAAUGACUGGAGCUAUGGGUUCUGAACUGGGAAGAAUUACAUUUGUUUUUGAGACUCUCUGUUCAGCCGACUGUGUUCUGUACUUCAUGGUGGAUAUUAAUAGAAAAAGUACCAAUGUGGUGGAAUCAUGGGGUGGAACCAAAGAAAAACAAGCUUAUACCCAUGUCAUCUUCAAGAAUGCCACGUUCACAUUCACAUGGGCAUUCCAGAGGACGAAUCAGGGUCAAGAUAAUAGACGGUUCAUCAAUGACAUGGUGAAGAUUUAUUCUAUCAUUGCCACUAAUGCAGUUGAUGGGGUGGCAUCCUCAUGCCGUGCCUGUGCCCUCGGUUCUGAACAGUCGGGCUCAUCGUGUGUCCCCUGCCCCCCAGGCCACUACAUUGAGAAAGAAACCAACCAGUGCAAGGAGUGUCCACCUGAUACCUACCUGUCCAUACAUCAGGUCUAUGGCAAGGAGGCUUGUAUUCCGUGUGGGCCUGGGAGUAGAAGCACGCAGGACCACUCAGUUUGCUACAGUGACUGCUUUUUCUACCAUGAAAAAGAAAAUCAGAGUUUGCGCUAUGACUUCAGCAACCUCAGCAGUGUGGGCUCCUUAAUGAAUGGUCCCAGCUUUACUUCCAAAGGGACAAAAUACUUCCAUUUCUUCAAUAUCAGUUUAUGUGGGCAUGAGGGGAAGAAGUCGGCCCUCUGUACCAACAACAUAACAGACUUUACAGUAAAGGAAACGGCGGCAGGGUCAGAGGAUUACACAAAUUUAGUAGGAGCAUUUGUAUGCCAGUCAACUAUUAUUCCUUCUGAAAGUAAGGGUUUCCGAGCAGCCUUAUCCUCACAGUCCAUCAUUCUGGCAGAUACGUUUUUAGGAGUGACAGUUGAAACCACAUUGCAAAAUAUUAAUAUAAAAGAAGAUAUGUUCCCAGUUUCACCAAGCCAAAUUCCAGAUGUGCAUUUCUUUUAUAAGUCUUCUACAACUACAACCUCUUGUGUUAAUGGCCGAUCAACUGCUGUGAAAAUGAGGUGUAAUCCUGCUAAACAGGGAGCAGGAGUGAUUUCCGUCCCCAGCAAGUGUCCAGCUGGCACCUGUGAUGGAUGUUCAUUCUAUUUCCUAUGGGAGAGUGCUGAAGCUUGCCCUCUGUGCACAGAGCACGACUUCCAUGAAAUUGAGGGAGCCUGUAAGAGAGGGUUUCAGGAAACCUUAUAUGUAUGGAAUGAACCUAAGUGGUGCAUUAAAGGAAUUUCUCUGCCUGAGAAAAAGUUGUCCACCUGUGAAACGGUUGACUUUUGGCUAAAAGUGGGAGCAGGUGUGGGAGCUUUUACAGCUGUUUUGCUGGUUGCUCUAACUUGCUACUUCUGGAAAAAGAAUCAGAAACUGGAGUACAAAUAUUCCAAAUUAGUAAUGACCACCAACUCAAAAGAGUGUGAACUCCCAGCUGCAGACAGCUGUGCUAUCAUGGAAGGAGAAGACAAUGAAGAGGAAGUUGUUUAUUCCAAUAAACAGUCACUUCUGGGGAAACUCAAAUCCUUGGCAACAAAGGAAAAAGAAGACCAUUUUGAAUCUGUUCAGCUGAAAUCCUCAAGAUCUCCAAACAUAUGAAAAGACUGUGCUGUAGCCUUCAGACUGAUGAACAAAGAAACCUGCUCUCUAGUUUUCCAGGGCCGUAGCUUAGAGCCUGUCCUCGUAUCUGGCACAUUGGUGAUGUCACAGAGGAGGGCCAUGCCGCUGAAAAGGAAGGAGGUUGAACAGUUUGAUUGCCUUAUCAUGGUCAAGUAUCUUGCCAAAAAUAGGAAAGCAAGUGGUUUGAGUCUCAACUGAAGAUGAAGCUCAACUCAGGAAGAGAUUUAUCUGUAUAUACACAUAACUCAAAACCAAGGUUAAGCCCACCAGUGCACUGCUGAUGCAUGACAUAUAAUUAAUGGGUAAUUUUCUUCUUUAUAACUUCUAUUUAAAAAGUCUGUUUGGAGGACAGAUGUGAGCAUAUGCAUUGUAAUCCCAUUUAUGUCUUUUAUUUGUUUAUAUUUGGGGGAAAAUUUAAAAAAUUUUUUAAGGUACAGUUAU